UGCAAGCCAGGUUGUUUGGAUUUUUGGUAGUUUUUCCCAGUUUGUUGGCUAAAGUUAGUAAUUGAUGGUUACCACUGUUGUUUAACGUAUAUUAGUAAAAGAAUGAGUCAAAGCGGUUUAAGUGCUCCAGCAAGCCCGGAUCCUGACUUGUCUGGAACCAGUUCAAGCAUAAUCGAAGGACAGUUGUAUACGAAUUCGCGUCCGGAAAGCCGAAGCAGCAUUAGCAGCAACUCCAUGGUUGAUCAGGACCAAGCCGCUGAAUCCAGUCGUCUGAGUUCAAACGUAGAUGAAAUUGAUAGAAAAUCUGAUAGUGGAGAAGUGAUUGGGCUUGAUGAAAAUGCCCAAUCAGGUGGCUUGCUGGAUGAACAUAAACAAGAGUUAAUGGCUUCAGAUUCAAGCAAAGAAGAUGAGGAUAGUCUUGAAAUGGUAUCAGAUGAUGAAAUGGAAGCUAACGAAAACUGCAAAGAUUCAUCUAGUAAAAAAUCUCCUCAAAUUUUGGAUCCAUUGAUUAAAGACACUGAAUUAGACUUUGAAGAAGAUAAUCUUGAAGAAGAGCCCAAAAAGCCGAUUGAAGACAGAAAGCCUGAAAAAGAUGACGAAGAUGGAGAAUGUGAUGGAGAGAAGCCACAGAGAGAAAAGGAAGCAAGUGAAGAAGAACUAGAGGAAGGUGAAGAAUUGGAAGAAGGUGAAGUUAGCAGCGAAGAAGAUGUUGGGAAACAUGCACGCAUGGAACCUAGGCCUGUUUGUAGAUUUUACAGUAAAGGCAAUUGUACUUGGGGUAAUAAUUGCAGAUUUGUUCAUCCUGGAGUAUUAGACAAGGGAAAUUACAAUAUGUUUGCUCCUGCACGUCCAUCUGCCCAUAACGGGCCUUCAGCACCCUACGAAAGACCUUUUGAUCGACCACCGGUGGUUCCACUCAUCCCGCCAGCAGAGUGGGCAAAUUCUCAGCCAAGGGUCGCUAAUCCUCGACCUCCACGACAUCCACAGCCGGCCGAGCCACCUCGGACUGAUGCAACCGGUGCUGAAUCACCUUGGGAAAGAGGACUGAGACAAGCCAAAGAGAUGCUCAAAAAGUCCAGUCAUCGUAAAGAAACUGACAUUGACUUCGAAGAAAAAAAACUAAAUUUAGGUUUAGGUGAGGAAGAAUUGGACAAAGAGAAUGACUACUACACUCGACCUGCUAGUCCAGUUUUACAUGGAGACGUCCCUCCUCCAUUUGAAGAGCCAGAUACAGAACCAUACCAUAAAUUUUUACCUCCAUCAGGUGAAGGGCGAUGGCCUCCGUCACGCUAUCCGCCUCCUCACCGCCACCCCCCACCUGGUUACCCUUAUCCGUACGAAGGCCGGCGACCUUACCCACCAGAAUCAGAGUAUAGAGAAAGGGAAUACUAUCAUCCGGAAGGAUAUGAGCGUCCGCACUACUACGGUCCAAAACCAAGUGAACGAGAUAUCCAUCCAUCUGCCAGUAAAUCCCAACCUCAACUUCCUCCCCCUCACGAAAAAAGAUGGUCUGAUGAGAGAUACGUGGAAGUUGUGCCUCCAGCUCAGCGUGGACGUAGUGAUGAAUGGUGGGAUCCGUGGAUGAGAUCAAGAUCUCCUGGUGGUGCUGGAGGCGGAGGUGCUGCUGGUGGUGGUCCAUCUUCAAGUGCAGUCGUUGGCGCCGGAGGAAAUUCGGCUGGAGCUAAAGGUUCUAGACGACGUAGCUAUUCGUCUGGGUCAUCUUUUUCAACAUCGUCAUCGACAUCGAGCUCAAGUUCGAGUUCAUACUCGAGCUCAAGCAGUCGUUCCAGUCGUUCCAGUGCUAGCUCACGUUCCACUUCAAAAUCUAAAUCAAUGAAUGUAAAACGACGGCAAGGACGGAAAGCAAAAGUCGGAGACCAGCGGGUUAAAGGGAACCAUAAGACCGUCUCUUCACUUCCUGUUGCCAAACAUAAAACAUCUUCAUCCGCCCCCAUCCCGUCAUCGCCCCCGCACCCCCAAUCCUCACGGAAGCCCACAGAUAAGCAGCGGAACAUCCAUGAGAGGUCACCUCAAGUUCGAAAUAGGGACUGGUCAAGUUCUUCGUCCCGUUCACGUUCCAGAUCUCUUUCCAAGAUGCGCCCUGCGACUAAGAACAAUAGCUCUGCCCCUCCCACGAAAGCCCAUGGAGGACGAGCUCGUGCCUCCUCCGGUUCGUCCAGUUCUAGUGAAUGGGAGUCAUCUCCACAUUCAAAUGACAUCGGACGACCCCGUCGACCAUCGAACCGUGGCCGACGAGACUUUGCCGAACGUAAAGAGCUACGAGGUGUAAACCCUCCACCAGUGUCAUCUCAUCCAUCAACUAAAGGAAAAGCUGUACCGGAACCUCCAAAGGUGGAAGCGAAACAGAUAAAGUUAACAUUGAAAUCAGCCGCGCCACCGUUAAAGAAGAUUACGAAUAGGUUCGAUGAUGAUUCAGAUGAUGAAGGUUGGGAAAAAGAAAAAACUGUUUCUGUUAGUGCGUCUCAACCUCCUGCGGCAACUAAUUUAAAUCAGGCCACAAGGAAACGAGCCGCAGAAUCGCCUCCCCCUACUGCACCGCCAUCAAAGGCUGCCAACGCAUCACCGCAAAAGGCGGACAAAGGAGGGAAGAAAUCAGCUGCUACGCGUCGUGAAGAAUUACUGAAGCAGUUAAAAGCAGUAGAGGAGGCCAUUGCCAAGAAACGUUCAAAGUUGCCAGUCUAAUCGACUCCGACUACCAUAGACCUGGCUCUUUGUAUAACUCUGAAGAGUAUCUUGUUUUUCUUAUGUUGAUCAUUCGAUAAAAUACCACAAUCCCCAGCAGGUAGUUUUAAGAACGGUCUUAGUUCACACGUCAUUGAAGUGAAAUAAUUUUGUUUUGACUUAUCACGUUGUCCCCACUUCAUGGAACACUUGGAAAUAAAUGCGAAAUGUUUCAUAUACAGUA
Molecule: messenger RNA, 2926 nt
Organism: Daphnia pulicaria
Lineage: Eukaryota; Metazoa; Arthropoda; Branchiopoda; Diplostraca; Daphniidae
Product: zinc finger CCCH domain-containing protein 18-like
Exons: 10
Coding region: 103-2703 (866 amino acids)
Molecular function (GO): metal ion binding
Source: RefSeq, a predicted model, not a curated record